Exserohilum turcica Et28A is the source of this 1524-nucleotide messenger RNA. RefSeq lists its product as uncharacterized. The transcript has 2 exons. NCBI's taxonomy places the organism in Eukaryota, Fungi, Ascomycota, Dothideomycetes, Pleosporales, Pleosporaceae. The record is from RefSeq and is a predicted model, not a curated record. Gene Ontology annotation, molecular function: monooxygenase activity; heme binding; iron ion binding. Bases 1 to 1524 code for a protein of 507 amino acids.
AUGCCAAACAUUGAACCACAUUCGUAUAAAUUGUACUACGCCUAUGGUUUUGUUCCAAUCUUUCUUUUCUUCUUAGCACGAUAUGUUUACCAGACCCUGGCUUCGCCUCUGCGCAAUGUGCCAGGCCCAUUCCUUGCUCGUUUUACGCGACUGUGGGAGCUUCAGUCUAUCCGCAAGCAUGACAACCCAACGUUGAACAUCGCGCUACACGAGAGAUAUGGCAAGUUGGCCCGUCCUGUUGUGCGCCUCGCACCGAACGGAUACAGUCUGAACAGCAGCGAAUCCGCGAAGGUCAUCCUUGGUCACCGCAACGGUCUUGACAAGUCAAAAUAUUACCAUCCAUUUGGCCUGGCGAGUGUCUUCAAUGUCUUCACAGAAACGAGGUUAUCGGUGCAUGCCACAAUCAGACGCCCGUUGGCACAGCUGUACUCACAAACAGCACUCCUUUCCUACGAGCCCUUUGUUGACACAUGUAACUCUCUCCUGCUUAAGAGGCUCGAAGAGUAUGCCGAAAAUGGUGAGACUAUGGAUCUCCGGGAUAUGAUGCAAUUCUACGCCUUCGAUGUCAUUGGUGAAAUCACAGUUGGAACACGGUUUGGCUUCAUGGAGGUUGGUGACACAACCGGCAUCAUCACUGCCAUCGAAAAGGGCACCACAUACGCCUGCUUCAUGGGAUUGCUACCUGAAUGGCACUGGUGGGUAUCAAAAUUGUCUGAAAUCCUAAAACGGCAGCCAGGCUUCAAGAAAGUAGUCAACUUUGUGUGCCACCAUGUGGACAAUCGCAUCUCAGGACGUACCAAGUCGCCUGGAGACCACAGCGACUUCCUGGACAAGAUGCUGCGUGUGGAGAAAGAAGGCAAAGCUACACGCUUUCACAUCGAAGAAGCUACUAUACAAAAUAUCAAUGCUGGUUCCGAUACUUCGGCUAUCGCCCUUACCACAGCCAUCGCCCACCUAUGCGUCUACCCCAACACCCUCGCCGCUCUCCGCAACGAACUCGAUGCUGCUGCUGCUGCUGCUGCUGCCGGUAGCCUAUCUGACCCAGUGACCUUCCAAGAGGCUCAGAAACUUCCUUACCUCCAAGCAGUCAUCAUGGAAGCCUUGCGCAUCCACCCCGCCGUUGGGGCGCCAUUGACCCGCGUAGCUGGCCCGGAAGGCCUUCAGAUUGAUGGGUAUUACUUCCCACCCGGCACCGAAGUCGGUGUCAAUGCCUGGGCUGUCCACAACAACACAUCCAUCUUUGGUCCGGACGCACACGUUUUCCGCCCAGAGCGCUGGCUCACAGAGAACAAGGAGGAGCGCGCGGUGCUGGACAGAAACCUCCUCAGCUUCGGCAACGGUGCGAGAACAUGCAUCGGGAAGAACAUUAGUUUGAUGGAGAUGAGCAAGGUCAUUGCCCAUAUUGUUCAGAAGUACGAUUUUGACCUUCAGCCGAAUGAUCAGGGUCAGAAGUUUAGCUGGAAAACGAGGUGGUUUGCAAAGCCGAUUGUACAUGCCGUAGUCAAAAGACGUUCACGAGGUUAG